Closterium sp. Yama58-4 is the source of this 657-nucleotide messenger RNA. Lineage: Eukaryota; Viridiplantae; Streptophyta; Zygnematophyceae; Desmidiales; Closteriaceae. The record is from the annotation of a GenBank genome assembly.
AUGACGCGGACAGACCCGUGGGAGCUGCUAGGCGUCGCGGAGGGGUCCUCUGCCGACGAGAUUAAAGCCGCCUUUCGCGCCAAGAUUAAGAACGUCCAUCCUGACGUGUACCGAGGGGAGUUAGACGCUGAGGCGAUUACAACCCGCCUCGUUCUCGCGUACGAGUUACUUCUAGAGGAGGUGGAAAAUCCCACGGGAGGCAGAAGAUGGAGGAGGGAGGAGGAGGAAGAGGAGGAGGAGGGGGAUCUCUGGCCCUGGGUCAACGAGAUUCGCUGCCUUGGUCAAUCCUGCCUCUCUAGUUGCAUAGUGACGGCGCCCUUCCUCUUCUCCUAUGCGGAGGACACUGCACGGGCCCGUGCCAUGUCUCCAGACGCCUUUCAAGGGUGGACUGUGGGAGGGGAGACCAAGGACAGGGCUCGUUACUGUGUCAACCUCGCUGUGGGGCAAUGCCCUGAGCUUUGUAUACACUAUGUUACAUCGGCUCAACAUGCUGAAUUAUCUGAAAAGCUACAGGGGAUCAUAGAUGGGAUGGUACCCCUGCAAGAAGGUGCGUUUGAUAUCCAGACGUACAUAGCUAAAGCCACAUACGAUAACAACCGUCGACCACGACCAAAGCGAAGGCCCAAAGCAGAAGGUGAAUAUGUGGACUGGUAUUAG